Molecule: messenger RNA, 1455 nt
Organism: Ananas comosus (pineapple)
Lineage: Eukaryota; Viridiplantae; Streptophyta; Magnoliopsida; Poales; Bromeliaceae
Product: putative ETHYLENE INSENSITIVE 3-like 4 protein
Exons: 2
Coding region: 1-1455 (484 amino acids)
Cellular component (GO): nucleus
Molecular function (GO): DNA-binding transcription factor activity; DNA binding
Source: RefSeq, a predicted model, not a curated record
AUGGUCACCUUCUACGAGGAGAAGGAGAUCACAGCUGAGCCCAGAAGCGCUUUUCCCACCAGCAACCGCGGCGGCGAUGAGGAGAACUAUUUGGGUGCGUCGUUCACUUUCUCCAAAGAGAAGGAGCUCGCCGCCGAGGCGAAAAGCGCUUUCUCCGCAAGCUGCUACGGCGACGACGACGACGACGACGACGACGAUGACAAGGGAGGGAGCGUUGAUUCGGAAGCUGAUUUGGAGGAGGGCAACGACAUCCUGCAGCUGAAGAAGCGCAUGUGGAGGGACAAAAUCCUGCUACGCAAGCUGCAGGAGAGGGAGGAGAGGGAGGAGCAGCAGGAGCAGGUGAGCUGGGCAAGGGAUGGUGGCGAUGUAGAGGGCCCGGCCCGGGAGCGGUCGCGGCGGCGGAAGAUGAUGGGCCGCGCGCAGGACGGCGUGCUCCGGUCCAUGCUCAAGAUGAUGCACGCGUGCAACGCGCGCGGCUUCGUCUACGGCGUCGUCCCCGAGACCGGCCGCCCCGUCACCGGCGCCUCCGAGAGCCUGCGCGAGUGGUGGCGCGACACCGUCGCCUUCGACCGCAACGCUCCCCCAGCGAUCGCCGCCGGCGUUGACCCGCCCGUUGACCCGCCGGCGUUGACCUCCGCCCCGCACCUGCACGGCCUCCGAGACAUACACGACAGCACGCUGGGUUCGAUCCUCUCGGCUCUGAUCCAACACUGCGAGCCCCCGCAGCGCCGGUUCCCGCUGGAGAAGGGGCUCCCCCCGCCGUGGUGGCCCACGGGGGAGGAGCCCUGGUGGGGGCUCCAGGGCGAAGCAGAAGCGCUCGGCCCCCCACCUUACAAGAAGCCCCACGACCUCAAGAAGGGGUGGAAGCUCAGCCUCUUAGCUGCUGUUAUCAAGCACAUGAGCCCCGGGUUCGACCGCAUGAGGAACCUCGUCAGGUCCUCUAAGAGGCUCCAAAACAAGAUGAGCGCGACCGAGUCCGAGGCCUGGUCAAAGGUGGUCGCCCGUGAGGAAGCGCUUCUCCUGCUCAGAAGCGCUUCCGAGAAGAGCUCGCCCGAGGAGGGCGGCCGCGGCAGCAGCAACAAGCGGAAGCGAGAGGCNGGUGGUCGCCCAGCUCGCCCGAGGAGGGCGGCCGCGGCAGCAGCAACAAGCGGAGGCGAGGUCUCAGAGGAGCUGGUCAGGGGGUUGAGUGAUGUAGGGGUGAUUGUGGACGAGGAGCAACAGGGAGCCAUUAAUGAGAUCGUGAGGUUGUAUUACGAUGCACGAGAUCAGAGCGGUAAUGGCGAAGAGGGGGGUGAUGGUGGUGGUGAUGAGAGGGAGGAGAUAAUGGAGUUGAUGAGUUGCAGGGGUUUUGGGAGAUCAGGCGAGGGAAGCGAAGUCGGCGACGUGUUCUUCCCUUUGCAUGAGAAUACGGCGUCGAUAUGGGACUUUGGUUUAGGGUGGAGCGAAGGGGGCUGA